AUGCCAUUAACCACUGAGCCUGCCAUCACCACACCUGGGGCUACUACCGAGGCCAGCACCCUGUCAACUGCUCCUGCUGGCACCAGCUCCGUGGUGACCACUUCUGCUCACGCCACUUCCUCCCCUAUUGCUCCUGGGGGCGUCACCACGUCUUCAGCUGCACCCAGUGAAAGAAGCACGAUAUCAACAGCUGGGCCUGACACCACCACACCUGGGGCCACUACUGAGGCCAGCACCGUGUCAACCCCUCCUCUCUCUGGUGGCCUCGUCUACUCUGUCCAGUUCCUCCCCUAUAGGUACUGGAGAUGCCACCACGCUUUCAACCUCUCCUGUUGGAGGAAGCACACCACCAACCACCACGCCUGUCACCACCACACCUGGGGCCACUAUGGAGGCCAGCACCUUUUCAAUCGCUGCUUCAGACACCAGCUCACUGGUGAGCACGUCCACUCAGGGCAGUUCCUCCCCUACCACUCCUGGAAGCACCACCACUUCCUCAACCACUCCCAGUGGAGGAAGCACACCAUUCACCACCGGGCCUGCCACCACCACACCUGGGGCCACUACCGAGGCCGGCACCCCUUCAACAGCUCCUGCGGGUACCAGCUCUCUGGUGACCACGUCUGCUCAGGCCAGUUUCUCCCCUGCCAUUCCUGGAGAUGCCACCACGGUUUCAACCAGUCCCGGUGGAGAGAUCACGCCAGCAACCACCAGACCUGCCACCACCACACCUGGGGCCACUACCGAGGCCAGCACCGUUUCAACCACCCCUGCUGGCACCAGCUCAGUGGUGACCACUUCUCCUCAUGCCAGUUCCUCCUCUACUGCUCCUGGAGGCGUCACCAUGUCUUCAACUGCACCCCGCACCAGCCUAGAGGUUACCGAGUCUACUCUGGCCAGUUUCUCCCCUACAGCUUCGGAAGGGGCCACCAACCCCUCAAAAGCUCCCGGUGGAGAGAGCACGCCAUCAACCAGCAAGCCUGCCACCACCACAUCUGGGGCUGCGACCAUGACCAGCACCCCAUCAACUGCUCCAGUGGGCACCAGCUCACUGGUGACCACCUCUACUCAGGUCGGUUCUUCUUCUACUGCUCCUGGAGGCGCCACCUCGCCUUCAACCUCUAUGGGUGUAGGAAGCACGGCAUCAGAAACUGGGCCUGCCACCACCACACCGGGGGCCACUACCGAGGCCAGCACCCCGUCAACUACUCCUGGGGGCACCAGCUCACUGUUAACCAUGACUUCUCAGGGCAGUUUGUCUCCUACUACUCCUGGAGGCGCCACCUUCCCUUCAACCUCUCCCGGUGCAGAGAGCACGCCAUCAACCACCGGGCUUGCCACCACCACACGUGGGACCACUACGGAUGCCGGUACUGGAGAUGCCACCACGCUUUCAACGGCUGGCGGAGGAGAAAGCAGACCAUCAACCACCAAGCCUGUCACCACCACACCCGGGGCCACUAUGGAGGCCAGCACCUUUUCAAUCGCUGCUUCAGAAACCAGCUCACUGGUGAGCACCUCCACUCAGGGCAGUUCCUCCCGUACCACUCCUGGAAGCACCACCACUUCCUCAACCGCUCCCAGUGGAGGAAGCACGCCAUUCACCACCGGGCCUGCCACCACCACACCUGGGGCCACUACCGAGGCCAGCACCCCGUCAACCGCUCCUGCUGGUACCAGCUCUCUGGCCCGCACCUUUUCAACCACUGCCGUGGGCACCAGCUCACCAAUGACCACGUCUACUCAGGCCAGUUCCUCUCCUACUGCUCAUGGAGAUGCCACCUCGCCUUCAAAUUCUCCCAGUGCAGGAAGCACGCCAUCAAUCACCAGGCUUGCCACCGCCACACCUGGGGUCACUACGGAGGCCAGCACCCUUUCACCAGUGACCACAUCUACUCAGGGCAUUUCCUCCCCUACCACUUCCGGAGGCGCCACCACAUCCUCAACCGCUCCUGGUACUGGAGAUGCCACCACGCUUUCAACCUCUCCUGUUGGAGGAAGCACACCACCAACCACCAAGCCUGUCACCACCACACCUGGGGCCACUAUGGAGGCCAGCACCUUUUCAAUCGCUGCUUCAGACACCAGCUCACUGGUGAGCACGUCCACUCAGGGCAGUUCCUCCCCUACCACUCCUGGAAGCACCACCACUUCCUCAACCACUCCCAGUGGAGGAAGCACACCAUUCACCACCGGGCCUGCCACCACCACACCUGGGGCCACUACCGAGGCCGGCACCCCUUCAACAGCUCCUGCGGGUACCAGCUCUCUGGUGACCACGUCUGCUCAGGCCAGUUUCUCCCCUGCCAUUCCUGGAGAUGCCACCACGGUUUCAACCAGUCCCGGUGGAGAGAUCACGCCAGCAACCACCAGACCUGCCACCACCACACCUGGGGCCACUACCGAGGCCAGCACCGUUUCAACCACCCCUGCUGGCACCAGCUCAGUGGUGACCACUUCUCCUCAUGCCAGUUCCUCCUCUACUGCUCCUGGAGGCGUCACCAUGUCUUCAACUGCACCCCGCACCAGCCUAGAGGUUACCGAGUCUACUCUGGCCAGUUUCUCCCCUACAGCUUCGGAAGGGGCCACCAACCCCUCAAAAGCUCCCGGUGGAGAGAGCACGCCAUCAACCAGCAAGCCUGCCACCACCACAUCUGGGGCUGCGACCAUGACCAGCACCCCAUCAACUGCUCCAGUGGGCACCAGCUCACUGGUGACCACCUCUACUCAGGUCGGUUCUUCUUCUACUGCUCCUGGAGGCGCCACCUCGCCUUCAACCUCUAUGGGUGUAGGAAGCACGGCAUCAGAAACUGGGCCUGCCACCACCACACCGGGGGCCACUACCGAGGCCAGCACCCCGUCAACUACUCCUGGGGGCACCAGCUCACUGUUAACCAUGACUUCUCAGGGCAGUUUGUCUCCUACUACUCCUGGAGGCGCCACCUUCCCUUCAACCUCUCCCGGUGCAGAGAGCACGCCAUCAACCACCGGGCUUGCCACCACCACACGUGGGACCACUACGGAUGCCGGUACUGGAGAUGCCACCACGCUUUCAACGGCUGGCGGAGGAGAAAGCAGACCAUCAACCACCAAGCCUGUCACCACCACACCCGGGGCCACUAUGGAGGCCAGCACCUUUUCAAUCGCUGCUUCAGAAACCAGCUCACUGGUGAGCACCUCCACUCAGGGCAGUUCCUCCCGUACCACUCCUGGAAGCACCACCACUUCCUCAACCGCUCCCAGUGGAGGAAGCACGCCAUUCACCACCGGGCCUGCCACCACCACACCUGGGGCCACUACCGAGGCCAGCACCCCAUCAACCGCUCCUGCUGGUACCAGCUCUCUGGCCCGCACCUUUUCAACCACUGCCGUGGGCACCAGCUCACCAAUGACCACGUCUACUCAGGCCAGUUCCUCUCCUACUGCUCAUGGAGAUGCCACCUCGCCUUCAAAUUCUCCCAGUGCAGGAAGCACGCCAUCAAUCACCAGGCUUGCCACCGCCACACCUGGGCCUGCCAUCACCACACCUGGGGCUACUACCGAGGCCAGCACCCUGUCAACUGCUCCUGCUGGCACCAGCUCCGUGGUGACCACUUCUGCUCACGCCACUUCCUCCCCUAUUGCUCCUGGGGCGUCACCACGUCUUCAGCUGCACCCAGUGAAAGAAGCACGAUAUCAACAGCUGGGCCUGACACCACCACACCUGGGGCCACUACUGAGGCCAGCACCGUGUCAACCCCUCCUGUGAACACCAGUUCACUGGUGACCAUAUCUACUCAGGGCAUUUCCUCCCCUACUGCUCCUGGAGGAGCCACCACAUCCUCAACCGCUCCUGGUGGAGGAAGCACGCCAUCCACCAAUGAGCCUGCCACCAGCACACCUAGGGCCACUACCGAGGCCCGUAGCCCAUCAACCGCUCCUGCGGGCACCAGCUCUCUGGUGGCCUCGUCUACUCUGUCCAGUUCCUCCCCUAUAGGUACUGGAGAUGCCACCACGCUUUCAACCUCUCCUGUUGGAGGAAGCACACCACCAACCACCAAGCCUGUCACCACCACACCUGGGGCCACUAUGGAGGCCAGCACCUUUUCAAUCGCUGCUUCAGACACCAGCUCACUGGUGAGCACGUCCACUCAGGGCAGUUCCUCCCCUACCACUCCUGGAAGCACCACCACUUCCUCAACCACUCCCAGUGGAGGAAGCACACCAUUCACCACCGGGCCUGCCACCACCACACCUGGGGCCACUACCGAGGCCGGCACCCCUUCAACAGCUCCUGCGGGUACCAGCUCUCUGGUGACCACGUCUGCUCAGGCCAGUUUCUCCCCUGCCAUUCCUGGAGAUGCCACCACGGUUUCAACCAGUCCCGGUGGAGAGAUCACGCCAGCAACCACCAGACCUGCCACCACCACACCUGGGGCCACUACCGAGGCCAGCACCGUUUCAACCACCCCUGCUGGCACCAGCUCAGUGGUGACCACUUCUCCUCAUGCCAGUUCCUCCUCUACUGCUCCUGGAGGCGUCACCAUGUCUUCAACUGCACCCCGUGGAGGAAGCACAGUAUCAACACCUGGGCCUGACACCACCACACCUGGGGCCACUGCUGAGGCCAGCACCACGUCAACCACUUCUGCAGGCACCAGCCUAGAGGUUACCGAGUCUACUCUGGCCAGUUUCUCCCCUACAGCUUCGGAAGGGGCCACCAACCCCUCAAAAGCUCCCGGUGGAGAGAGCACGCCAUCAACCAGCAAGCCUGCCACCACCACAUCUGGGGCUGCGACCAUGACCAGCACCCCAUCAACUGCUCCAGUGGGCACCAGCUCACUGGUGACCACCUCUACUCAGGUCGGUUCUUCUUCUACUGCUCCUGGAGGCGCCACCUCGCCUUCAACCUCUAUGGGUGUAGGAAGCACGGCAUCAGAAACUGGGCCUGCCACCACCACACCGGGGGCCACUACCGAGGCCAGCACCCCGUCAACUACUCCUGGGGGCACCAGCUCACUGUUAACCAUGACUUCUCAGGGCAGUUUGUCUCCUACUACUCCUGGAGGCGCCACCUUCCCUUCAACCUCUCCCGGUGCAGAGAGCACGCCAUCAACCACCGGGCUUGCCACCACCACACGUGGGACCACUACGGAUGCCGGUAGCCUGUCAGCCACUCCUGUUGAUACCAGCUCACCAGUGACCGUGUCUACUCAGGCCAGUUCCUUCCCUACCACUCCUGGAGGGGCCACCAUGGUUUCAACUGCUCCCUUUGGAGGAAGCACACCAUCAACCACCAAGCCAGUCACCACCACACCUGAAGCCACUACUGAGGCCAGCACCUUGUCAAUUUCUCCUGUGGGCACCAGUUCACCAAUGACCACGUCUACUCAGGGCAGUUCCUCUCCUACUGCUACUGGAGGUGCCACCUCGCCUUCAACUUCUCCCAGUGCAGGAAGCACAUCAUCAAUCACCAGGCUUGCCACCACCACACCUGGGGUCACUACGGAGGCCAGCACCCUGUCAACUGCUCCUGUUGACACCAGCUCACCGGUGACCAUGUCUACUCAGGGCAGUUCCUUCCCUCCCACUCUUGAAGGGGCCACCACGGCUUCAACUGCUCCCUUUGGAGGAAGCACACUAUCAACCACCGAGCCAGUCACCACCACUACACCUGGGGCCACUACUGAGGCCAGCACCCUGUCAACUUCUCCUGCUGGCACCAGCUCAGUGGUGACCACUUCUACUCAUGCCAUUUCCUCCCCUACUGCUCCUGGAGGUGUCACCAUGUCUUCAGCUGCGCCCAGUGAAGGAAGCAUGAUAUCAACAGCUGGGCCUGACACCGCCACACCUGGGGCCACUACUGAGGCCAGCACCGUGUCAACCCCUCCUGUGAGCACCAGUUCACUGGUGACCAUAUCUACUCAGGGCAUUUCCUCCCCUACUGCUCCUGGAGGAGCCACCACAUCCUCAACCGCUCCUGGUGGAGGAAGCAUGCCAUCCACCAAUGAGCCUGCCACCAGCACACCUAGGGCCACUACUGAGGCCCGUACCCCAUCAACCGCUCCUGCGGGCACCAGCUCUCUGGUGGCCACGGCUACUCAGGCCAGUUCCUCCCCUAUAGGUCCUGGAGAUGCCACCACGCUUUCAACGGCUGGCGGAGGAGAAAGCAGACCAUCAACCACCAAGCCUGUCACCACCACACCCGGGGCCACUAUGGAGGCCAGCACCUUUUCAAUCGCUGCUUCAGACACCAGCUCACCUGUGAUCACGUCCACUCAGGGCAGUUCCUCCCGUACCACUCCUGGAAGCACCACCACUUCCUCAACCGCUCCCAGUGGAGGAAGCACGCCAUUCACCACCGGGCCUGCCACCACCACACCUGGGGCCACUACCGAGGCCAGCACCCCGUCAACCGCUCCUGCUGGUACCAGCUCUCUGGUGAGCACAUCUGCUCAGGCCAGUUUCUCCCCUGCCAUUCCUGGAGAUGCCACCACGAUUUCAACCAGUCCCAGUGGAGGAAUCAUGCCAGCAACCACCAGGCCUGCCACCAUUACUACUGGGGCCACUACCGAGGCCAGCACCGUUUCAACCACUCCUGCUGGCACCAGCUCAGUGGUGACUACUUCUCCUCAUGCCAGUUCCUCCUCUACACCUGGAGGUGUCACCAUGUCGUUAACUGCACCCAGUGGAGGAAGCACAGCAUCAACCCCUGGGCCUGACACCACCACACCUGGGGCCACUGUUGAGGCCAGCACCAUGUCAACCACUUCUGCAGGCACCAGGUCAGUGGUUACCACGUCUACUCUGACCAGUUCCUCCCCUACGGUUUCUGGAGGGGCUACCGACCCUUCAAAAGCUCCCAGUGGAGAGAGCACGCCAUCAACCAGCAAGCCUGCCACCACCACAUCUGGGGAUGCGACCAUGACCAGCACCCCAUCAACUGCUCCUGUGGGCACCAGCUCUCUGGUGGCCACCUCUACUCAGGCCAGUUCCUCCCCUAUAGCUCUUGGAGAUGCCACCACGCUUUCAACCGCUCCCAGCAGAGAAAGCACACCAUCAACCACCGAGCCUGCCACCACCACACCUGGGGCCACUACUGAGGCCAGCACCUUGUCAGCUUCUUCUGUGGGCACCAGUUCACCAGUGACCACAUCUAUUCAGGGCAUUUCCUCCCCUACCACUCCUGGAGCCGCCACCACAUCCUCAACCACUCCUGGUGGAGGAAGCACGCCAUCCACCAAUGAGCCUGCCACCACCACACCUGGGGCCACUACCGAGGCCAUCACCCUGUCAACUGCUCCUGCGGGCACCAGCUCUCUGGUGGCCACCUCUACUCAGGCCAGUUCCUCCCCUAUAGCUCCUGGAGAUGCCACCACGCUUUCAACGGCUCCCGAUGGAGAAAGCAGACCAUCAACCACCGAGCCUGCCACCCCCACAACUGGGGCCACUACUGAAGCCAGCACCUUGUCAAUUUCUCUAGCGGGCACCAGCUCACUGGUAACCACGUCUACUCAGGCAGGUUUCUUCCCUACCACUCCUGAAGGUGCCAACACGCUUUCAAAAACUCCCGGUGGAGAGAGCACGCCAUCAACCAGCAAGGCUGCCACCACCACAUCUGGGGCCGCUACUGUGACCAGCACCUCGUCAGCCCCUUUUCUGGGCACCAGCUCCCUGGUGACCAUGGAUACCCAGGCCAGUUCAUCUUCUAUAAGUGUAGAUGGCACCACCAUGCCUAUGUCUACUCUGAGUGAAGGAAGCACUCUCAGCACCGCCCAUGUGACCAGUUCUGGGGCUCGCACACAUUCAAGCCCUCCUGUUGACACCCGCACCUCUGUGACCACUUCUACCAAAGCCAGUUCAUCUCCUACCACUCUGGAGGGCACCACCAUUCCUACUACGAAGGACUUUACAACAAAUGCAGUGAGUACUGCUGCUACCCUCACGUAUGUGACCGUGUCUACUGCCCCCAGCACACCCAGCACAGCCAGCAGAGGCUCCACUACCUCUACAUCGACUCUUUCUGCAGCCAGUACGGCUCUCACCUCUAUUCCCAUCAUCACGCGUUCCGUGACCCCUCUGUCAGAAUCCAGCGUGCCGUCAACAAUACCUUCUCGCCCCGUCCCACCUGUGUUUCCUCCUGGUCACUCCAGUACACCUUCAACCACGUCUGCCUCCCCGACGCCUGUGACCACUGACGCUGUCACUACCAUGACCACCAGGACACAUCCCAGUACACGGAUCACUUCCUCCCCCACGGUGACCACCACCACCACCGUCCCCAGGACUACUUCCACAAUUAAUAGCACCGCCACCUCAACUCCUGCUGUGCCAACAACCACAACACAGCAAUGCUUCAAUGGAGGAGAGUGGAAAGAAGACGCCUGUGACUGCCCCCCUGGCUACAGAGGAGAUCGGUGCCAGUACGCGGCCGUUGUCUGCAUGAACGGAGGCUCCUGGGAUGGGCUCAAGUGCCAGUGUCCCUCCCCCUACAUUGGGGAGGUCUGUGAGGAGGUGUCCAACAGCCUUGACAUAACGCCACCGGAGACAGUCUCCGCCCAAAUGGAAAUGACUGUGACAGUGACCAGUGUGAAGUUCACCGAUGAGCUGAAUGACCGUGCUUCCGAGGAAUUCAAGAAUUUCAACAAGACAUUCACGGAAGAGAUGAACCGUGUGUACGCCAAUAUCACCGAGUAUGUCGGGGUGAACAUCAAAAAGCUACGGCAUGGCAGUGUGGUGGUGGAGCAUGAGGUCCUCCUAAGAACCAAGUACACGCCAGAGUUCCAGACAGCGUUGAACAAUGCCAGCAAGGUCGUGAAAGAAAGAAUCACAAAAGUGACUGAGGAGCAAAUAAUGAUCAACGAUAAUUGCUCAGCCUUGCUGUGUUACAACACCAGUGGUACCCAGGUGCAAAACAUCACGAUGACCCAGUACGACGCUGUAGCAAAAUGCCGGGAGGCGGCCGGGGCGGACUAUGAAGACUACUUCCUAGUGGAAUACCAGGACCAGCAACCAAAAUGCAUCAGCCCCUGCGAGCCCGGCUACAAUGCCUCCAAGAACUGUAACUUCGGCAAGUGCCAGUUGCUUCGAAGUGGCCCCCGGUGCUACUGCUUGACCACGGAAACUCACUGGUACAGAGGGGAAGACUGUGACCAGGGCAUCCAGAAGAGUCUGGUGUACUGGCUUGUGGGGGCAGGGUGCGUGCUGGUGCUGAUCAUCCUGAUAGCUCUCCUGAUACUCACUUUCCACUCCAAGAGAGAGGUGAAACGGCAAAAGUCCAAAUUGUCUCAGUUGUACAAGUGGCAAGAAGAGAAAGGUGGACCAGCUCCUGGGGCAUUCCAAAACAUUGGCUUUGACAUCUCCCAAGAAGAAAAUGAUUCCAUCCACCUGGACUCCAUCUACAGUAAUUUCCAUCCCUCCCUGGGCCACGUAGACCCUGAAACGAAGAUCCAAAUUCAGAGGCCUCAGAUGACGAUGACAUCACUUUAAGGCAUGAAGCUGAGAAGUCCGGGAGUGAGGAUAUUGCAGUCCCGCUAAGCUUGGUGGAACAUUUGCCCAUAAAGGGACUUCCAUGGGAACUCAAUUGAAACAAGCCCUGUACUUAUUAAGGAGAAAGAGGAGAGAGACAGCAGUGGUGGGAGAUUCUUAAACAGAAAACCAUGGAAGCUCCAAUGGGCUUGUCAUGAUAUCAGGCUAGGCUCUCAUGCUCAUUUUUCAAAGAGGUUCCAGAUUUGAGGGUGAUACGGCUGUAACAUAGGUCACCCCAUUGAUCGCCAGUAUUGAUUUGGCUGAUCUGGCCGGGUAGAUAGGCGUCCCCUUCCUUCCUCGCUGCUCCAUUUUUGUCCGUCCUAAAGCUGCAUGCUCAGUUGGAGAGGAUGAGAGGACGACCCUCUCUGAUAGAGGAGGACGAUUCUUCUGUCAAAGGCAUACAGAUAUCUGGACUUCCCUGCUAGAACUUCCAAACAAGCUCAGAGAAGUCCCCCGCUCGCGUCUGCACGGGUUCAGCACCACGGACAGCGCCCUCGUCUCGCUGUUCACAACCGUGACCCCUUCGACACUGGACUGCGUUUUACAUUUCAAAAAAUACUCUCGUAAGAAUUACUGCAUACCGUCUCAUGAAAAAAACCUAUGUUUAAAUAUAUAGCAUUUGCCUUUAGUAUAUAAGGGUAUAGGUAUUUUUUUAAGUUCUUAUUUUUAUGAGUUCUGAUUUUUCCUUAGUAAAUGUUAUACUAUAUAUUUGUAGAAGCUAAAAAUAAUAAAUCAACUUUAUUAUAAUUUU
Molecule: messenger RNA, 10258 nt
Organism: Callithrix jacchus (white-tufted-ear marmoset)
Lineage: Eukaryota; Metazoa; Chordata; Mammalia; Primates; Cebidae
Source: RefSeq, a predicted model, not a curated record